UCAAAACUGUGCUAUAAUUAACGUGGAGAGCCACCUGAGUCUGUUUGAAAACAAAGGAAAACAGGAGCCUUUUCUCAGCUUAGACGCUGUUUCUAAUGGGAGGUCAGUAGGAGGUCAGCGGCGGCAGCAGGGAUGCGAAUCCAGCUGAAGGGUCCCGGCCACGCCGCCACCCUGCUGGCGGAGCUCAACCGCUGCCGGCUGACACGUCAGUACUGCGACGUGUUCCUGCAGGUCGGCAGCCGAACGUUUGCGGCGCACCGCGCGGUGCUGGCCUGCGCCGGCACGUACUUUCAAAACCUGUUCAGCCGGGCGCCGACCACGAUGUCGCCAGCGUUUUCGCUGGAGUUUGUCUCGCCGGCCAACUUCGAGAAGGUUCUGACGUUCGUCUAUACUGGGGAGAUCCUGAUCGACCUCAUCGACGUCGGCGUGCUGUACGAGCUGGCGGAGAGGCUCGGCGUCGGAGAGCUGGUGCGGGCGUGCCACGCCACCUUUCCGGACUUGCAGGUUUCUGCUAAAGCGGGUCGAGACGGAGAGCUGCCGCUGGACUCGGGGUUGAUCGGCGGCGGUGCGACCUCUGAUCCAUCGUUGUGCUCCUCCGCAGCGUCCUGCUCUUCCCUCUCCUCAUCUGUCGGUCAGUCUGCGGCGCCGACACCCGCUGCAGCUCCUUCACCUCUUUUCCAGAGAACCGGCAGGUUAGAAACCCAGGAAGCAGGUCUGACUCUGGACCUGAAGGCCGAAGACUUCCAGUCCCACAUCGGUUACGGACAGAUGCCGAGCCGCCCGGCGCUGAAGCUGAAAACCGAGCAGAGCUGCGACGACUGCGUGACGCGAUGCAACCCUGCGCCCUCUGACCUCUGCUCCCUCCCGGACUCCUCCGCUCAGCUCGGACCCGAAGCGCCGACCUCCUCCUCUGGAGAGCCUCCAGCCGGCCUGCAGGGGGCGCCGGUGACGAGCAAACAGGGAGACUGUGUGCUGAUGUUUGAGGAGGUUGAAGUGAGGGAGAGUAAAGGUGAGAUGGAGGAAGAGGAGUGGCGACAGCUGGCUGGAGAAAUAAUCGAGCUGAGCGACGAUGAGACCUACAUGGAGGAGGAAGAUGAGGAAGAUGAUCUGGUGUGUGUGGAGAACGGCGCAAGAGACGAAGGGAGCAGGAGCGGCCUGGUGAGCAGAAAUCAGCUGUCGUGUAAAGCCUGUUCUGCGCCGCUCCCUGCAGACCCGGUCGUGGUGAAGCGACACGCCGAGGCUCACCUGACGGAGCUGGGCCUCUGCCGGCUGUGCGGCGCCUCGUUCCCGGACCGGGCCGCCGCCGUGGCCCACUCCCUCGCCCACGUCAGCGUUCAGCUCUUCUCCUGCGAAAUGUGUCGGCAGGAGUUCUGCAGCCAGAGCAAACUGCUGCGCCACCACCACCAGACGGCCGCUACCUACAGCAUCCCGCAGGGGGCGCUGAUGAGCAGCGGACAGGGCUCAGAGCUGAAGUGUGCGGUGUGCACCAAAACCCUCAGCAAGGACUUCCAGACGCUCAGAGACCACCUGCUGAGCCAUGUGUGUCUGCAGACCCUGACCUGUGGGGUCUGCCACCUGCCUCAGCUCUCUCUCUGCUCCCUGCUGUGGCACGCCCUCGCCCACCUCUCCCUGCCCGUCUUCACCUGCCCUCACUGUGCCUGCUGCUUCGUAGAGCGCCCCCUGCUGGACAGACACAUGGCAGCUCAUGCCGACGAGGCGGCCGCUAAGGAGAAGCAGCGUCUGGCGCACAAAGCGGAGGAGAUGCAUUGCUUCCUGUGCCCACAGACGUUCGUCUCCUCCUCUGCCUUCCAGCUCCACCUCGCAAUGCACACCUCAGAGUCCCUGAACGACGGCGGCGGCUGCCUCGGCAAGCGGAAAGCCGACCACUCCCUGGACUGUCCUCCAUCUUCCUCUUCCUCGUCUCCACGCGACGUCGGCGGCCUCUCGAAGAUCAACCUGGGUUUGGGGAUGGCAAUCGGCUUCAGCGUGCCGGAGAAGCUAGGCUUCCCGCCCGCGGCGGGGCAGGACAGUACUGCCAUGGACGGGGGCGUCCGCGGGAAGUGGUACCGCUGUCGCUACUGCGGCAAAUGCUUCGCCCACUCAGGGGAGUUCACCUACCACCUGCGGAUCCACACCGGAGAGAAGCCAUACCAGUGCAAGGUGUGCCUGCGGUUCUUCAGGGGCCGAUCCACCAUAAUCUGCCACCUGAAGACGCACGCCGGCGCCCUGAUGUACCGCUGCACCGUCUGCGGACUCUACUUCUCCACCCUCAAGCUGGUGUCGUCGCACAUGGAGCUACACAAAGGCCACCUGCCGGCCGACUUCAACAUCGAGCAGACCUUCAUGUACAACGACCACUCCAAGGAGCCGCUGCUGCCCGCCGGCGACGCCUGAUACACUGACAACACUAAGAACAAAAGAUUUCAAAUUAAUCUCAGAAAUUAUCUGCUAAAACAUGGAGAUUUCUGAGUUUGAAAAGUCAAAAAUGUGAUGGAAAAAAAUCUGAAAUUUUUAUAUUAAUCUCAUCUUGAAAAGCAAAAUAAUAGAACUUUUUUAGUUUGAAAGUCAAAGUUUUUGAAAUUGAGCUCGAAAUGUUCUAGAGAAACAUGAACAUUUUUGAGUUUGAGAAGUCAAAAAUUUACUAGAAAAAAUUUUUAAAAAUGGAUUUCUCAGUUGGUUUCUUUUUGUGGAAAUUACUAAAUUUUUUCUUACUGUUUUUAUUUGUAAUGGCCUGUCAGCUUCUGCAUUUUAUUCUUUCACCCAUUAUUCAAUCAGUUUGUCCAGUCAAUCGAUUUAUUUGUUUGUCUGUUUAAUCAUUUGUUUGCUCAUCUGCUGGUUUACUUGUCCAUCAGUACAUCAACUUAUCCCUUUUUAUCCACCCAUGUCUCUGUUUGACCGUCUGUUAAUCCAUUUGUUCAGCUGUUCAUCACUCAUCUAUAAUGGCCAGAAGGUGCAAACGACAAAAUGAACUGCAAUAGAAAAACAAAUGUAAUGGAAAAUGUUGCAGUGGAAGAAAAAAUGCCACAAAUGGCGAAACAAAAACAACUGAAACUACCAAACGCCACAAAACAGAAAUGCUCCAGACCACUAGGGGGCGUCAACCACCAAAUCAGAUUCCAAGUAAAGAUUUUAUGAUUUAAAUUGGAUGUCUAGAAGAAACUCUAAGGAAGAAAAUGUGCAUUUUACUUUAUAUUAAUUUUUUGCUGCAUUUUCACUUUUCCCUUCAUUUCCAGGAGUUGCAGCAUUUUUUUUGUUGCAUUUUUGUUAUUUGUGUAUUUUACAGUUUGCAUCAUUCGUCCAAUAACUUGCAAACAUCUGAUAAUCAGCAAUUAAUUAGUCAAACUGUUUAAAAUUACAUUUUGAAUUUUUUUGCCCAAAAUAAAAACACUUUCACAGCAAAAUUAGGAAACUGUCAGAAAACAUAAGUUAUAAUCAAACACUUUUUGCAUUAUCUGGAGGAUCCAUUGUCGUAGUUUGUAUGUGGUUUUGUACUUCUGUUUUUUGGAAGAAAGAACAGUCAAGUUGCACUUUUAGGUUCUGGUUGAGGUGAAAACUGGAAUAUCUAAUUUCUCAUGUGCCUGUUGAAGAAUUAAACGUGUUUUUAUGUGUAUGAAUAAAUCCUUUAACUCUUUGUACGACGCUGGUGAACAUGUGACCUUACAGAAGGCCAGUCAGGUCCAAACUGAAACUUUUGAUCUCUGUUGAAACACAGAACGCUGUCGUCUUUAUCAAAAUUAAUCUAUCUAAAAGUUGGGUUUUUAUUGUCAGUGAGUGAUAUUUACACUAUUAUUAAUAUAUCUUAUCAUUGUAGCAUCCAGAACUAAUGGUUUCUUAUUUUUGUUAGUGUCCUAAAGUUAAAUUUUUUUAAACUUCAGUUAAAGUCAGAAAGUGCAUUUCUUAUAUAUUUUUCUGACUUAGCAGAAAGGAAGCCGUUCAUCCUGUAACUGUCAACGCGUUUCUGUGAUAAACGCCUGUCGUAACUCAUAUUUAUAGAUAUUUAUUGUUUUUAUGCCUUUAUACCUUUCCAUAUCUCUUUGUUUUAAAAAUGAAUAAAAUUGAUGCCUCUAGGAA
Xiphophorus maculatus (southern platyfish) is the source of this 4071-nucleotide messenger RNA. RefSeq names its product zinc finger and BTB domain containing 39 (gene zbtb39). The coding region runs from base 133 to 2394 and encodes 753 amino acids. The record is from RefSeq and is a predicted model, not a curated record. NCBI's taxonomy places the organism in Eukaryota, Metazoa, Chordata, Actinopteri, Cyprinodontiformes, Poeciliidae. Gene Ontology annotation, molecular function: protein binding. The transcript is spliced from 5 exons. Gene Ontology annotation, biological process: regulation of immune system process; regulation of cytokine production; negative regulation of transcription by RNA polymerase II.